GAGAAGCUGGACUCGAGUCAGAAACAACGUGGCCAGGAGCGCAGAGACCACAGAGAAUGCGUUAAACACUGUACCUCGGGGAACAAAACUGAGAAGGCUAAUUAGGACAGGUCACCACAGGGAACCGGGACGCGGGGAGGGGAGCCCGCGACGUAAGAAACUCGGGCUUGGGGUAGUUGGGACGACAAAGACGCUGGCCAACAGUCCGCGGGGGUUCUGGACUCAGUCCACAGAGUUAGGGGCGUGCGCCGUGGCAGUCCCUCGUGAUCUUGGAGACCGUGCUUCUCCGGGAAGGAUCACGCACGAAAGAGGCGCACGCUCAGUGUGUGUGUCCACGUGUGCAAGCUCGCGAGGGGAGGGGGCGCGGAAGGCGUGACGAAGACGGACUUUGUGUCUUAGUGUGCGCCUGGCUCCAGCCGGGAGAAGCGAACUGUGCCAGGCAUGUGUAUCUUGGGAAAGCCAGGACGAAAGUGACAAAGGCUGGGUGUCUGUCACCGGGAGACGCGCCUAGGUGGCCACCGUGCGUCUGUGGGUGCCUGCGAUCGCUGGGAGAUGCAGCUAAGGGGUGUGCUGGGCUGCACCCUGAACCGCUUUCGGGAGAGAAAGGCGAGUCCAGAAAGGACCCAGCUGGAGCCUGGCCUGGGAGCCAGGAUGGCCACCCACAAAACCUUGCUGAUGUGCCUAGGACUGCCUCUCCUCUUCCCAGGGGCCUUGGCCCAGAACCACGCCCCGCCUGGCUGCAGCCCAGACCUGGAUCCCCUCUACUACAACCUUUGUGACCGCUCUGGGGCAUGGGGCAUCGUCUUGGAGGCAGUGGCAGGGGCGGGCGUCAUCACCACAUUUGUGCUCACCAUCAUCCUUGUGGCCAGCCUCCCGUUUGUGCAGGACACUAAGAAGCGAAGCCUCCUGGGGACCCAGGUGUUCUUCCUGCUGGGCGCCCUGGGCCUCUUCUGCCUGGUGUUCGCCUGCGUGGUGAGGCCUGACUUCUCCACCUGUGCCUCCCGGCGCUUCCUCUUUGGGGUCCUGUUUGCCAUCUGCUUCUCUUGCCUGGUAGCUCACGUCUUUGCCCUCAACUUCCUGGCCCGAAAGAACCACGGGCCCCGAGGCUGGGUGAUCUUCACCGUGGCCCUCUUACUCACCCUCGUGGAAGUCAUCAUCAACACCGAGUGGCUGAUCAUCACUCUGGUCCGGGGAGGUGGCCAGGUUGGCCCUCUGGGCAACGGCAGUACCAACUGGACCGUAACCUCGCCCUGUGCCAUCGCCAACAUGGACUUUGUCAUGGCACUCAUUUAUGUAAUGCUGCUACUGCUGGGAGCCUUCCUGGGAGCCUGGCCCACCUUGUGUGGCCGCUUUAAGCGCUGGCGGAAGCACGGGGUCUUUGUGCUGCUCACCACAGCCGUCUCCAUUGCCAUCUGGGUGGUAUGGAUUGUCAUGUACACUUAUGGCAACAAGCAGCACCACAGCCCCACCUGGGAUGACCCCACGUUGGCCAUUGCCCUCGCUGCCAAUGCUUGGACUUUUGUCCUCUUCUAUGUCAUCCCUGAGGUCUCCCAGGUGACCAAGCCCAGCCCAGAACAGAGCUACCAGGGGGACAUGUACCCUACCCGAGGUGUGGGCUAUGAGACCAUCCUGAAAGAGCAGACGGGCCAAAGCAUGUUUGUGGAGAACAAGGCAUUUUCUAUGGAUGAGCCAGCCUCAGCAAAGAGACCAGUGUCACCUUACAGUGGCUACAAUGGACAGCUGCUGACCAGCGUGUACCAGCCCACCGAGAUGGCCCUCAUGCACAAAGGCCCGUCCGAAGGCGCUUAUGACGUCAUCCUCCCACGGGCCACCGCCAACAGCCAGGUGAUGGGCAGUGCCAACUCAACCCUGCGAGCUGAAGACAUGUACAUGGUCCAGAGCCACCAGGUGGCUACCCCACCGAAAGACGACAAGAUCUCUCAGGAUCAGUCCCCGAAAAAUAAAACGAGAUGGUAGAUGCCCUCUUCCCUGGACCACACCUCAUCCGGAUACCCAGCUGAGCAGGGCCCAGCAGCUUUCCCACCUUUGUCCUUGGAGCUAGGAGGGACCAGAGGUCACCAAUCUGAAGCAGUGGACUGAGUGGGGACAUUGGGAUAGGCCUGAAGCAUGUGACUGGUGCUCAUAGGGCCACCUGUUCCCUUGCCCAUUCCAGCCUCCUGGUACCCAAGUGACUGCAGCUACAGGGAGCUAACUGUUGACUCCCAUCUCCUGCCUUAACACAUCUCCCAAGUCACAGAAUCUGUGUCCCCGUGUUCUCCAGGUGGUUAUUGCCCCGCUAUGAACCUCAGGUGUGUGAUGCUCCUGCCUCAACACUGGACCUUCUUGGCCAUGUUGGCAACCCAUCAGUGUGCCACACAGUGCACGACAGAUAAGUCUUUGUGAGUCUCUGGAGACAAGCCACACAGAAGGUAUCCCUCACCCUACUUAGGGCCUUCUGCCACCUUCUAUACUGUGGAAGGUCACCAGCUAAAGGCAGAGCCCAGGCUGGGAAGACUUUCUCGUGACCCAAGCGUCCCAGGUCCCAGCACCUUUGCACCUGGGUUGAGUCUACUUCAGUGGGUUGUGUCCCAUUGCCAGAGCAGGACCACUCUACCUGUUCUGUCCUCCCUGCUUCUCAUCACCCUUGAGGAUGAGCAUUACAACACUUGUCCUGACUGGGAAGCUCU
Messenger RNA from Acomys russatus (golden spiny mouse), 2687 nucleotides. RefSeq names its product G protein-coupled receptor class C group 5 member C (gene Gprc5c). Gene Ontology annotation, cellular component: extracellular exosome; plasma membrane; intracellular membrane-bounded organelle. The record is from RefSeq and is a predicted model, not a curated record. Gene Ontology annotation, molecular function: G protein-coupled receptor activity; protein kinase activator activity. Gene Ontology annotation, biological process: G protein-coupled receptor signaling pathway. Lineage: Eukaryota; Metazoa; Chordata; Mammalia; Rodentia; Muridae. Bases 553 to 1977 code for a protein of 474 amino acids. The transcript is spliced from 5 exons.